CUGUGUUUAUCAUAUGUUGUGUUACUGUGUGUUGUAGUAUGUGAAAUAUAAAGGUUUGAGAUUUUAAAGGCGGCCGACUUGACUGAAUUCAGAUGUCCAUUCUGGGCCAAAAUGUACAGAGCUGUGCAGAACUAUGACGGAUCGGAUACGGAGAAGUGCAUUAACCUCAAGGCAGGCGACGUUCUCUCGGCCGUGCACGCGCUCGACGACACAUGGUACCUUGGUUACAACCGGAGCACCCGCAAGACGGGCGUCUUUCCCGCUCAGUGUGUGCGGCUCGAAGACAGCAUUGAACCUGGUACGGGUAGCUCUUCCGCCGUCGAAAACCCGGUCUAUACAACAAUAUCUGACGAUUCGGUUAUAUUAGGAGUACAUGAUGCGGAUGCUUCAGUUGUUAAACCGAUUAAAGAUGACCAGGUCCGGAAAGAUUGUGAAAAGAAAGGCAAUCCUGCGAUUAGCACGGAAUAUAGUACUGUGCAAAAGGUACGGUUUGCAAAUGAUAAACACGGCGUUGACAUAAAUCAGGAAAGCAACUUGGAGAAGUCAUUUGGAGCUGACUCGGUCAUUUCUUGGCAGGAAUCUUUUGAAACUUCAUUUACCACAAGCACAUCCGAACAUCAGAGUGGAAAAGUUGUUAGCAAAGACAGGGACGAAGGAAUUUAUCACGUCAUUUUCGAUGAUAAACUGACUAAGCUGAAGGCCAGCACGGAUAUGCUUUUCCACACCAGUAGGGAUGAAAACAAGAGGAUCAAAGCCGUUUUUGGUGCUCUCUCGGGCUUUGUCAUUGGAGGUCUUUUCUAUGUCAUUCUACGAUACAGUUUUAAUUACAGUCCACUUCAAGCUGGGAUCAUAGUUGCCAUUUCUACUGUUCUUAUCUGCUUUGGAUUAGCAUUAUCAUCUCGUUGCCGUUGCAUCAUGGCAGUCGUGCUGCCCAACUUCUUUACAGGAAAGGGACGGGCAUUGUUUUUGUCCAUAAUAUUUGGAUUUCUGUUAACAGGACCAAUUGCAAACAUAGUACAUAAUGCUAAAGAAACAGGCAGCAGUAUGGGGUGUACUGUUGAACUUAUUACUGAUCAAGCACGCGUACUUCAAAGACAAUUAGCGGAACCAGUCAAAGAUAUGGCUUCAUACAUUGCUAAGCAGAAACAAGAACUCGAGGCGUUUAUCACAAAUACAAACGAAGCUUUCGUCAUUGCAAAAACUAAACUAGAUGAGAUAGACAAGACCAUUGCAGCAGCAGAGAGCAUCAAUAUUAUUUACGAGAAAUGCGUGAGAACCAUUGAAGAACAACUACGCAAAUGUAGAGACGCGUGUAAUAUUAUAAAUGUUAUUUGCCGGGAUUUGUGUAGCAAUCUUAAUGCAAUAAAAGAUGUAUGUAAACCGUUGAAAUCGACAGAAAAUUUCGUAUCAAAUGUGGCAACUAAAACAAGAGAAGCGAUCGAUAACACAAUGCAGUUUAUCACAGCAGACGUUGAAUUGAAGGGAGACUUCAUGGGUAACGCUAACUCAUCUAAGUCGGCAAAGAAAAUCCAAGCAAAUAUAAAUAAAGAUGUUGCUGAAAAGGCAAACGUCUUAGAGACAUUUUUCUCAAUAUUGGAAAAGGUUCUUUCUGUUUCCUUUCUCCUCAUUUUUGCACAGUCAUUCUGGUAUGUGAAAAAUUAUUUAGCAAAAGAUGGCUAUGAUAACUUUUACAUUACUAAUGCAUUUCGAUCACACGAUUCAACUGAAUUUGAUAACGGCAGAGCUUCUGUUUUACCUUUGAAAAAAAGAGAGCUCUCAAAAUAUGUCAAUACCCGCUCAAUCAAACUGAAUGAAUUUGAAAGGAAAUACUGCACAAUUGGUCUUGCAGAGGUACUUCUUCAUGUUGUUUUCAGUACCGUCAUCAUAUUAUUUGAUUACAUUUUAUACUAUGUACUGAAGUUGAUUAAAACCCAUGGGUCGAUAGAGUUUGGAUUUCAAGGUCAAGGCCGCGUCAAGAUCGCUGUUAAGGGUGAGGGACCACUCGCACAAUUUUACCAGACAAUGAUUAAAGGUUUAGACCUCAAAGAAGGGUUCACCGCUAACCUUCACCUCAGCCGCUGUCUUCCUAACCCCUCAGCACCCCAAUGGUCAACCAUAGUGCUUCUACUGCUGCUGUACCUGUUAGCGCUUGCAUUUGUCAUAUUGAGGGGAUACGGCAUGAGGCUUCGUCGCAAAAUCUCAGCUUACUAUUACCCAGAGCAAGAAAAGGCUCGAGUUAUCUACCUCCACAAAACUAUUCGACACAGACGGGCCGGCUUUCAGAAAUUUCUACGCCAGCAGGUUAAGUCUUCUCAUAAAGAGAGCAUGGUGAAAAGCCAGCUUCGUUUCUCCACUUGGCUUAGGUCAAAACUUUCCUGUUUUGACAGAUGUUUACCAAAUAAAAGUAAGCAGCAGUGUUCCUGUUGCGAGCAGGAGGGUGGGAAAGGAGGGGUGGUGUUGAAGAAAUGUGGAACGGAAAGUAUUAACGGAGAGUGCGAUGCAUUGUUUUGUGGCGAGUGUAUUAUCGCUCUUGGUGGAAUAUGCCCACUUUGUAACACAGACGAAGUUGAAAUGCGAGAUUAAGGAAUACAUGCAGAUGAAUAGUUUUAUAACGUCUGGUCUGCAUCAAUCUUUUUUCAUGUAGUAAGGAUCACUUCAAUUAUAUACAUUUUCUCCCCAUGUGUAGCAUUAAAGGAAUCCCAGCUGGCUCAUGGACAUCGGAAAGACGACAGAAAGUCGUCGGGUUCUAACGUCGGAUAACCGGUUUACUAUUUGAUAUGUUCAAGUAAUUGAACGGCGGAUUGAGACUCAAGACGCAAUAUUUAUGCGAAAAGCUACAGAAACAUGCUCAGUAGCAAUAAGUUUAAACAUAAACCCGGUUUAGUGGCAAUGGGCAAACGCCAAAGACAUAGAACACAAAAUCACAAACAAGAAACAUAGAACAGCAGAAAACUCUACAAACAGCACAG
Messenger RNA from Mya arenaria, 2969 nucleotides. Its product is annotated as DC-STAMP domain-containing protein 2-like. Gene Ontology annotation, molecular function: protein binding. Lineage: Eukaryota; Metazoa; Mollusca; Bivalvia; Myida; Myidae. The record is from RefSeq and is a predicted model, not a curated record. The transcript is spliced from 7 exons. The coding region runs from base 112 to 2583 and encodes 823 amino acids. Gene Ontology annotation, cellular component: membrane.